AAUUUCGUAAGUUCCAAUAGAAUAAAUGAAUAUUUGAAACGUUUUAGAAAUGUAGAACGAGAAUAGAACGAAUGAUUCCUUCAAUACAAAUCAAAUAAUUUCCAUUUUUAAUCUAAUUUUACACAAUGUUCCAGCAUAUGAAUUUAUCGGUAACAGUUAAAAGCAAGAACAGUGCUGAAAACACCGAAGAACACCAAGGACCCAAAAGUUGUAGUUCGUCGUCUUUUGAGAUUGCAGAUCCUGCUUGCGAUCCGAAUCAUCCUGUAAUCAUCGAUAUAAAGGAUGUAAGAAAGGCAUUCGAUUAUAUAAAAAAUACUAUAAUAUGGACUCCUUGCACGAAAUCCAAUAUGUCUUCAAUAACAAAUUGCGAGAUAUAUUUCAAAAAGGAAUUUUUACAAACAACGGGAAGCUUCAAAGAGCGAGGCGUCUACUAUUUAUUGAAGACUCUUACUGAGGAAGAACGGAAGAAAGGUUUAAUAGCUGCAUCUGCUGGAAAUCAUUCAUCGGCCCUGUGUUUCUACGGUUAUUCAAUGAACAUUCCGAUAGUGGUAGUGAUGCCCACCAAUACUGCAUUGAACAAAAUUAAUCAAUGUAAAAAAUACAGCGCUACAGUAAUAUUGAAAGGAGAUAAUCUUUUAGAAGCAAAAACACAUGGAUUACAGUUAGCCAAGACAAAAAACAUGAUUUAUGUUAGCGGUUACGAUCAUCCGAAAAUCAUCGCUGGUCAAGGAACCGCAGGUCUGGAGAUUUUAAAAGAUGUUCCCGAUGCGGAUGCUGUGAUUGUUCCUGUUGGAGGCGGCAGUCUCGUUGCGGGAAUUAGUGUUGUUAUGAAGCAUCAUAAUCCCAAGUGUCAAAUAAUUGCCGUUGAAUCCGAAAACUGUCCCAGUUUUUCUGCUGCACUUAAAGCCGGAAAACCAGUUCAUGUUCAGCCAUUGGAUGAGAAUACUUUAGCAGACGGUUUAAGAGUGCCUGUAGUUGGAAUAAACUCAUUGGAGACAGCUAAGAAUAAUGUUGAUAAAAUCGUAAUCGUUAAAGAAGAAGAGAUAGCAUUAGCGAUUUAUCGAUUAGUACAGAUAGAAAAAUCCGUAGUUGAAGGAGCUGGAGCCUGCGGUUUGGCCGCCAUCUUAGCUGGUCAAUUACCAGAAUUAGCCAAAAAGAAAGUCGUGAUUCUGUUAACUGGCGGUAAUAUAGAUAUCACAGUUUUGAAUUAUUGUUUGGAAUAUGGAUUGAUAUUUGAGAACAGAAUUGUUAAAUUACAAAUUACGUUGCCGAGAGAAACAAAUCUUUCCGAACCAAUCGAACAUGUAUUAAAAUUAGGAGCCAAAAUCAGACAUGUCUAUUAUGGCGAUGAAUAUAAUGCAGAGUUUCUUACAAAAGAGGUGUCUAUUGUAUGUGAAACUAGAGACCAUGAUCAUUGCAUGGAAUUGCAAUGUGCUCUGAAAGAAUUGUAUGAAAAUAUAACUUUCGUUUACACAGAAAAGAUGUAAAAACUAAACCUGGCUAUUAAUACUUUAUAAUUUCUUCUAUUAAAUAUAAAUUAUUUUUUAAAUCAAAGAUUCAAACCAACAAUUUCUGUAAAAAUAAAAAUUUAAAUG
Messenger RNA from Centruroides sculpturatus (bark scorpion), 1595 nucleotides. RefSeq names its product L-threonine dehydratase catabolic TdcB-like. Gene Ontology annotation, molecular function: L-serine ammonia-lyase activity; threonine deaminase activity. Gene Ontology annotation, biological process: L-threonine catabolic process; L-serine catabolic process. NCBI's taxonomy places the organism in Eukaryota, Metazoa, Arthropoda, Arachnida, Scorpiones, Buthidae. Bases 126 to 1487 code for a protein of 453 amino acids. The transcript has 13 exons. The record is from RefSeq and is a predicted model, not a curated record.